UUUUUUGAACCAUAUAGUUAGUUUGUUCUUCCACUUCAAUCAUUCCAUUUGUCAGAGAAUGAAUUAUUUCUGAGUUUACUUUAAGCCUUUCCCUUUUAACCCAUUUCCCAUUUUUGGAGAAAUGGUGAGAUGGAAAGUCCAAUGGCUUCCAGUGGAGGAAUUCUCAGAGCCGAAGAAUUCUUUGUGUGUGAGAGAGAACGAGAAACAAAGCCCUUAAACCAACAAUUUCUCUCUUCAAAUCACACAGAGAAACAACAGAAAGACAAACUUAAAUCGUUUGUUUUUCUUGUUCUUCCUCUAAAUUUUUCUUACCAUUCAAUCGCGAAUCUCUCUCUCUAUCUCUCUUUAUCUAUUUCGUUUUCUUAUCUUUAGCAGGCUUUUUCAUUGAUUGUUCAUAGUUGUCAAUACCUUUCCCUUUAUUCCCUCUUUUGAUCUUUGUAGGGGAAAGGUAAAAGAAAACAUUGUAGGGAUUUUGAAACCUAGUUUCGAAUUUGGGGAUUUGGGUUUUGCUCGAAAUCGCUGUGAAAAGUGGCUAUAAUCAUGGAUCUCGAGCGCCAGGUUUUUGUGGGUUUGUUGUUAUUGUCAUUUUGUUUACCUGGGUUCUGCAAUUUGGUGUUUGAAGUUCAACAUAAGUUUAAGGGUCGAGAGAGAUCACUGAAUGCUUUGAAGUCUCAUGAUGUUCGUCGCCAUGGUAGGCUUCUCUCUGUCAUUGAUCUCGAACUUGGUGGCAACGGACACCCUGCUGAAACAGGGUUAUACUUCGCCAGAAUUGGCCUUGGAACUCCUCCAAACGAUUACCAUGUGCAAGUGGAUACAGGGAGUGACAUUUUAUGGGUGAACUGUGUCGGUUGCAGCAAUUGUCCGAAGAAAAGUGAUAUUGGUAUAGAGUUGCAACUGUAUGAUCCGAAGGGCUCCAGCAGUUCAAGCUUGAUUACUUGUGAUCAACCAUUUUGCUCGGCCACAUACGAUGCUCCGAUCCCUGGUUGCAAGCCAGAUCUACUCUGCCAAUAUAAAGUUAUCUAUGGGGAUGGAAGUGCAACAGCUGGAUAUUUUGUGAAGGAUCAUGUUCAACUCCAACAAGCAGUAGGAAACCGUCAAACUAAAGUAACUAAUGGCAGUAUAAUAUUUGGGUGUGGAGCUAAACAAUCUGGGGAGCUUGGUACGUCAUCCGAAGCACUUGAUGGAAUACUUGGUUUUGGACAGGCUAAUUCAUCUAUGAUUUCUCAGUUGGCUGCAACUGGGAAGGUGAAAAAGAUUUUUGCACACUGCUUGGAUAGUAUAUCAGGGGGUGGGAUUUUUGCAAUUGGAGAAGUAGUUGAGCCAAAAAUGAAAACAUCACCAGUGGUACCUAAUCAGGCUCACUACAAUCUUGUUCUAAAUAGAGUUAAGGUAGGGGGCACCGCUCUUGAUCUUCCUCUUGGAAUAUUUGAAACUGUUUACAGAAGAGGAGUAAUCAUUGACAGUGGCACAACACUAGCUUAUCUUCCUGAGAGCAUUUACCUGCCAUUAAUGGAGAAGAUCUUGGGUGCCCAACCUGGUCUGAAACUACAUACUAUUGAUGACCAGUUUACUUGUUUUCUGUAUGAUGGAAAUGUGGACGACGGAUUUCCAACAGUGACAUUCGAAUUUGAGGAGGCCCUAAUCUUGGUUGUUUACCCUCAUGAGUAUCUCUUUCAGAUUCGAGAUGAUGUAUGGUGUGUUGGAUGGCAGGAUAGUGGAGCUCAAUCCAAAGAUGGAAAGGAAGUCACUCUCUUGGGAGACUUGGUUCUUCAAAACAAGUUGGUUUACUAUAAUCUUGAAAAUCAGACCAUUGGUUGGGUUGAGUACAACUGCUCUUCAGGCAUAAAAUUGAAAGAUGGAAAAUCAGGAGAAAUUUAUACAGUUGGAGCCCACAAACUGUCUUCUGCAGAAUCCCUUGUAGUGGUUGGGAGACUACUUCCAUGGUGCUUGUUAGCUUUCACCUUCUUUUUUAUUCAAUAGAUUCUUUACAACAGGCACAACAUUUUUUUUUUCUUUUUCAAUUUUUGUUGUACCAUAAUGUAAUCCCCCAAAAUGGAAAUAACUAAUUCCUUUUCCCCAGAAAAGAAAAAAGAAAUCCUCAGUUUUCUUUUGUUGUUUCUUUGAAUUUGUUGAUAUUGGAAGAGAGAGAUUUGUUUGUGAGUAUAUAUAUAUUUGUGAAUGAAGACAAUGGAAUGGUUGUUGUAA
Benincasa hispida (wax gourd) is the source of this 2205-nucleotide messenger RNA. RefSeq names its product aspartic proteinase 39-like. Gene Ontology annotation, biological process: proteolysis. NCBI's taxonomy places the organism in Eukaryota, Viridiplantae, Streptophyta, Magnoliopsida, Cucurbitales, Cucurbitaceae. Gene Ontology annotation, molecular function: aspartic-type endopeptidase activity. The record is from RefSeq and is a predicted model, not a curated record.